AUGCACCCACCCGUUGGGGGAAUGCAGGGUCACAAUGGCAUUUACUGGGGUUGGAACCCCGACAUUGAAAAUGGCGUCAACAUCAGCAUGAUUAACAAAGCAACGGGAAAGAAGGCCAGCACCUAUGGUAUAUUCAGUCAAAUCAAGAAUGCAAACUCUUACGAUGGCACUCAAUUAUUGAGAUACAUGGAUGAGAUUAAGAGUAGCGAUGCAGUUCUCGUCGCACACAUCAUGCCUACGGGUUUGAAAUUCAAGCAAGUCGGCCCCGAAAUUGCGGCCGAUAUUGCCAGUGUAGUGAAGAAAUUCACCGAUGAGGGAAUUGAAGUGUGGUUGCGAUUCGCGCACGAGAUGAACUACUAUGCCAAGACCGGGUAUUACAAUGGCAGUUCGGAAGAGUUUAUUUACGCAUGGCGGAACGUCUCGAAUGCGGUAAAGGAGAAUGACCGAGUCCUCAUGUUCUGGUCACCAAACAAUGUCAAGUCCAACGACGAACUAGACCCCUGGUGGCCCGGUAGUGAUUACGUCCAAAUUGUUGGAGUCGAUCUUUAUAUCUCUUCGGCAUCAGCGACAUUUGAAAACACAUUUGGCUCCUUUUACGAUGCUUUCGCUAAGAAGUACGACAAGCAUAUGGCCAUUGCUGAGACGUCAACUAAGCCAGGAGAUACUUCGGUCAAGCAAGCAUGGGUUAAGGCACUCGCAGGAACAGACCUCAACGACUACCCUUGUAUGAAGUCCGUGACAUGGUUUGAAUUAGUCAAGUCAUAUGACUAUCGUAUAGUCAUGGGACAGAGUUCGGGGACAGUAAAAUGGACGUUGUCAAACUUCCAGUAA
This is a messenger RNA of Phaeoacremonium minimum UCRPA7, 831 nucleotides long. Its product is annotated as putative glycoside hydrolase family 26 protein. The record is from RefSeq and is a predicted model, not a curated record. Gene Ontology annotation, biological process: substituted mannan metabolic process. Gene Ontology annotation, molecular function: mannan endo-1,4-beta-mannosidase activity. The coding region runs from base 1 to 831 and encodes 276 amino acids. The transcript is spliced from 5 exons. Lineage: Eukaryota; Fungi; Ascomycota; Sordariomycetes; Togniniales; Togniniaceae.